Suillus discolor is the source of this 852-nucleotide messenger RNA. RefSeq lists its product as uncharacterized. The record is from RefSeq and is a predicted model, not a curated record. The coding region runs from base 1 to 852 and encodes 283 amino acids. The transcript has 4 exons. NCBI's taxonomy places the organism in Eukaryota, Fungi, Basidiomycota, Agaricomycetes, Boletales, Suillaceae.
AUGAAGAUCAACGCCAAACUUCGAGGUGUUGCACUCGUCAGCGCUCCGUUCAUGAUUAUGGGGAUCUGCACAGGUACGGGUAACCCGCACGGGUCACGGGUACGGGUACUACUGGGCUAUACCCGUGCCUUCCAUAAACGCGAUACUUCCCGCGUGCACGCUACAACCGGCACCACCACCAAGCACUCACCUGCUAACACGCCACCACCACCAUCCUCGCGUUCGGCAGCACUCGCUGCACCCCCCAUGCCAAUUCUUCCGGCACCUGUUCUAACGCCAGUAAGCACAUCAAUGGACGCCCUCAGCCAGCAACCACCACCACCAUUCACACGUUCCUCGAUGCCGGCACCACCACCACCAUCGCUAGCAGCUCCCUUCCCACAGCAACAACCACCUCCAUCCAGGACGCCACCAGCAGCUCCCACCUCGUGCUACCAACCGCCAGCAUCGAGCGUCUGCGCCCAGAGCACGCCAGCAAAUGCUGGCGUGGCUCGGACACAUAUGGAGGAUACGAGGACGAGGAAAGAAGGGAAAGAGAAGGAAGUGAGAAGGAAAAGAGGAGGAACGAGAGGAGGAAGGAAGGAUCUUGUCAGAUGCGACGCCCGACACGUCACACUCUCGCGCCACCACACCACCAUCUCCCAUUUCGACACGCUCACCUUCGACUUUGAUUGUACGCGACACACCACCUGCCACGACAUCAGCAUCUAUUUUGACGUGUCCGUCAUUCACGCUGUGCCUCCACUCCUCCUUGUGCCAUCCACAUAUGUUCAAGUCACGUCAGCAUUCACUGACGUGUGCUGGACAUAUGUGCUAAGCACUGGCGGUGAUACCUAUGGUACCCACGGGUAA